GAGUGAGUGCGUGAGUGAGAGAGUGUGUUGCAAGGCCGAGAAGAGAGCACCAUCAAAGUGGCGAGCCCGUCCAGUUUGGAAGGGAUCCCUGCGUCUGUGGGUGCACUCAGUUGCACAGUCCACUUGAUAAGCAGUAAAGGAUUCGCCAUGCAAGGAACUCGCUGCAAACCACUAGUAGUUCUCGAGGCAGGGCUGUGCCCAAAAGGCUUCAUCCCAAGUUGUCAUCAUCAAGCCCAAAGUGUUUAGAGUGAUACCUUUGAGACCGGAAUCGGCCCACCAUCCCUCGUGUUGUCGAAUGUGUCUCUGUGUACUAAAAUGUUCACUGGUCGAUCCUUGGCGGAGGAGUGUUUGUUCAGGGGAAUAAGUGUUCCAAUCAUGUGAUUUGACGGCUUAUUUGGAGUGCUGGUAGGAAGUGACCGCGGCCAACAAAACAACCAAUGGUUUCGCAUGAUUCCAGACAUUGAUCACUAGUGAGUGAUUCACGACAACGAAAUCCUAUCAAAAUCAGAUUUCCGUUAGAUCGGAUUUGGAUUAGCUCCGACCUUCGGCAGAAUGUUGGAACCAAGUUCAAGUGAAGAAGAGGACGAUGACGUUCCACGUCAGCAUGUCAACAAGAAAGCCCCGCCCAAUGGAACGGUUUCCGGUGGGGGCGGUCCACCUGGUGGCACGGGCGGGAACAGUGUCGACCAACCGAAGGCCACACCCACCAGUGCUCCUAAUACGACAACAACGGAUGGUGGUCGUAGUGGACAAGGUCAAGGAGGUGCCAAAUCCGGUGCCCAGGGUGAUCACCCGGGAUCACCUCAACUCAGUCAGAACGAUGACAAGAAUCUCACUGAAGCAGAAAUUAGGGAGAAACAGGAACGAGAAGAACAAGACCGGAAAAAGCGGAUCCAAUUGUAUGUGUUCGCCCUUCGAGCGAUUGCCUACACCUUCAACGCGAAGCAGAGCUCGGACAUGCAGAAAAGGCAUCUCAAGGUCACCAAGGAGGGUCAUGACAAGAUGAAGGCCAAAGUGGAGAGCUUCUUAAGGGGAGAAACCCAGAUCCCCACCGAUGAGGCUUUCCAAGCGUCUGUACAACAUUAUCGGGAUGUCUUCCUUCGAAGCGAACGAAUAGCCACGAUUGUGGCUGGCGGUGCCUUAAGUCAACAUGACUGCAGAGAAGUGUUCAGACAUCAAAUUGAGAAACGGAUACGAACCUUGCCAGAGAUCGACGGACUGAGCAAGGAGACCGUUGUGACCUCAUGGAUGGCCAAAUAUGAUGCAAUUAUGAAAGAGGACGAAGCUCGAAGACCAGGUCAAAGACCGACCACCGCCAUGCUCGGGAAUGAAGUCCUUAACAAGGAGCAACUUUACGAUCUCUUCCAACAAAUUUUGGGCGUCAAAAAGUUCGAGCACCAACUUCUUUACAAUGCCAUGCAGCUUGAAAAUUCCGACGAACAAGCAGCUGCAAUCCGGAGAGAAUUGGAUGCCCGACAAGAAAAGCUUCAAGAGAUGCAGAGGAACAAGAAACUGAUGCCAAAGUUCGUGCUGAAAGAGAUGGAAUCGCUCUACAUCGAGGAGAUGACCCAACAGAUUAACACUCUCAAAUCCAAUUUGGAAAUGCUUCCAGUUCAACAGAGCAAGCCCUCCGAGUCCAAAUAUGGGCUUCCAAAGUUCAAGCGAAACAACAAACGUAGGAACUCGGUUCUCAGUCGGUCCCAAAGCCAAAUGUCAAGAGCAGAGGACGACGACACGCACAUCACCUCUCUUUCCAAAUCAGACGUAGUCCUCAGUUUUCAAAUCGAGGUGGUGGUUCUGGAGGCUGCUAAUCUAAAGUCCGUGCCUAGUGAUCGCAUAAUCUAUUGCACCAUGGAGGUGGACAAUUCCAAUAAGUUGGUCACUGAUCAGGUGGAGGCCUCUCGUGGGAUGUGGGACACUCAGGGAGACUUCAGCACAUCGCAUCCACUCCCAACGGUGAAGAUUAAACUUUUGACAGAAAACUCGAGUAUGUUGGCCUUGGAGGAUAAGGAACUAGGGAAGGUCAUUAUUCAUCCCACGCCUCUCUCCAGCAAGGCACCCGAGUGGCACAAGCUUAAUGUUUCAAGAGGCUCGCCAGACAAAGAUCUCAAAUUGAAAAUCGCUGUUCGCAUGGAUAAGCCUAUGAAUAUGAAGCACUGCGGCUAUCUCUACGCUAUGGGGAAAAGCGUUUGGAAGAAAUGGAAGAAACGCUAUUUCGUGUUGGUUCAAGUCUCCCAAUAUACGUUCGCCAUCUGUAGUUACAAGCAAAAGAAAUCGGAUCCUAGUGAGAUGAUGCGCCUAGAUGGUUACACCGUCGAUUAUAUCGAACCGGCUGGAGCCAUGUUCUUCCAUAUGAACUCGAAAGGAAAGCCGAAAAAACAUGAUCUCGAGGGUGGCAAGCAUUUCUUUAACACGGUUCGAGAAGGUGAUUCGGUCCUCUUUGCCACCGAAGACGAACAAGAUGCCCACAAUUGGGUCAUGGCCUUCUAUCGGGCCACUGGCCAGGCCCACAAACCCACACCGCCUGUCACCACCGGAAAAAGCUCCUCCGUGACCAAAAACCAAGGAGCGGAUGCGGACCGGGCCCGUAAACACGGCAUGGAAGAGUUCAUUGCGGCCGAUCCGAUCACGUUUGACCACCACAACUUGUUCGGCCAACUCCAAACUUGGUCCUUGGAUUGGCGCAUAGGUGAUCCCUUCGCUUCUUUGGGAUGGUUCACUCCUGGUCAAUUGUACAUUUUGGACGAGUAUUGCGCCCGAUAUGGUGUUCGUGGAUGUUAUCGACAUCUUCGGUUGUUGGAAGAUCUCUUGAAUUGUUGUGAUAAGAACAUCAUAAUCGAUCCAACCCUGAUCCACUACAGCUACGCCUUCUGUGCGGAACACGUCCAUGGCAACAGUGCUGGGCCAAGCGUGACUCAAAAUCCCCUGGGAGACUUCUCGAACUCGCCUAAUGAUGCUAACAACAGGCCUGAUGGAGUUGGAACUGUCACUCAAGAAGAAAAGGAACAGUUCACACAAAUCAAGGAACGCCUACGAGUUCUUUUAGAGCACCAAAUUACAAACUUUCGCUUCUGCUUCCCGUUUGGUCGCCCAGAGGGUGCUCUCAAAUCAACAUUGUCACUCCUUGAACGGGUUCUCAUGAAAGAUGUGGCCACACCCGUCCCACAGAACGAGGUCCGUGGAGUGAUCAAGAAAUGUCUUGAGAAUGCAGCUUUGGUCAACUACGAGAGGCUCUCAGAAGAGGCCAGAAUAGAAGCGGAUCUGAAAAAUAACCAAGAGGAGAUGCUUGGAGAAGUGAUUGUGCCGCCUGGCAAGAAGCUAGAGAAUCUCAUCCGAUUGUCAGAGCUUUGUGUGGAUCUCUUACGCCAAAAUGAGGAGUUCUACGCUGAGGCCUUCGCGUGGUUUUCUGACCUCCUGGUCGAACAUUCGGAAAUAUUUUGGUCCCUCUUUGGGGUGGAUAUGGAUACUGUCCUGGCUGAACAACCCCCAGACACGUGGGACUCUUUUCCUCUCUUCCAAAUCCUGAACGAUUACCUCAGAAUGGACGAUAACUUAAAGAACGGCAAGUUCCACCAACACCUCCGUGAUACCUUUGCUCCUCAAGUGAUUCGGUAUGUGGACCUCAUGGAGUCCUCCAUAGGCCAAAGCAUUCACAAGGGAUUUGAGAAGGAGCGCUGGGAAAUUAAAGGAAGAGUUCCUCAACCCUGUAAAGGGAAACCAAGCAACGGCUGUGCAACCUCUGAGGAGCUUUUCUGGAAACUAGAUGCCCUCCAAUCCUUCAUCCGAGAUCUCCAUUGGCCCGAUCCCGAAUUUGGGCAACAUCUCAAUCAUCGAUUGAAGAAAAUGGCUUGCCAUAUGAUCGACUCCUGUAUCAAAAGGACGGACUCGGCUUUCCAAAACCAUCUGAAGAAAGGAAUCUUGUUGAACCCCACCGAAUACAUUCUGACCACUGAGAUCUGCGCCAUGGUUAAUGUCGUCCUGGACGCCAAAAACCAAUCGUUCAAGCUGUGCUCUGUGGACGGAGUGGACAUGGACAAGCAGAAGGAGGAAGGGAAAAAGAAAAAGCACAAGUAUCACUCUGAAGUUGACGAUCUCAUUGAGAGCACGUUGAAUCACAUGAGGAGUGGCUUGGUGGGCAAACUCAUCUCUGUUCUGGAGAGUGUUCUCAACAAGCUCGGUCGUUACGACGAGGGUAGCGUCAUUGGUUCGAUUCUCUCCAUUGCCAAUAAACACAAUGUUACUGGAAACGGGUCAGGCCUGGGGAAACAAUACAUGAACUUUGUUCGGGCCAACAUGGAUCAAAUUGCCAAGAAGAUCACUGAUGACCUCUGGGUUUUGAGUGUCAUGGAGAGAUGGUAUUCCGAACAAGUCCAAUUGCUGUGUACCUGGCUCACGGAUCGUCUAGACCGCUCUUUACACCCUUAUCAGUGCACUUGUCUUGCUCACAUCGUCAAGAAACUGUACCCCGAAUUUGAGCUGAUUGGCAUCGCCGAGCAGAAGCUCAAUUCCCAGCAUUGGCAGAGUGUGGAACAACGAAUGACCACCGAAGAGGCUGCCUGUGCUCUCACCGGAGCCGAGGCCGAUGACAAUGACGACAUCACCAUCCGUGAAGAGGGGGAAACGUGGGAGGAAGACGAUGUUGCUCCCAGCAAUGGUAAGGGUCCUAAUCCUAUGGAUGCUGCCAAUGCCAUGAAGGAUGCCUUGGCCACGGGAGGUGUGGAUAAAGCGGCCACCAAACUUAUCGGGGGUGUGACAAAGGGAUUUGGAGGAUUGGCCGGCAAGGCACUGGGCAGUUUCUUCUAAACAGUCAGAUCUGACCACUUGUUAUAGAAUGGACACUUUUUUCCUCUAUCAUCACCUCUUCUCCUCUGCCUCCUUCUCCUCCCUCUCCCUUUCCCUCUCCCUCUCCUUCUCUUCAUAUUGCAGUUAUAUUGUUUCAAAACAUGAGUUUAAACAAGAAGAAGAGGAAGAACCUAUUGCUGUGAAAGUUGAUCCGGUUAAAUUGUUGUGCGGGACACCACUUUGUUCAAUCAUUUUACUUCGUGCCCUUCCUAGUAGCAAAAGGUUGCGUGAUUCAAAGUCAAAUAUUUCCGACCGGAAGAGUAGCGAUCCAAAUUAGAUACCCGUUCUUUGAUUGUCACCUCCAGCCUUGUUAUGAAUCUGUGAAAAGCAUCGCAUAUCAUGCCAAUCAACCCGAUGACAUUAACGACCCACUGUCAAGUUCCAACCACAUGUUGCUUCCUUUGUUUCCUCUCAAUCCAAAAUCAUGUAGCCUCAUCCACCUUUAUGGAAUGGCGACAUUUUUGCCCCAUCACAGGUACUCAAAAACGGUCAUGUCCAUGAGUGAUUUAUUUCAAUUAUCUCCUCCUUUCUUAUGGCCCCUGGUUUGUACAUAGACGCCUCAAAAGUUGAUCCGUUACGUUGUCAUUUCAUUUUGGACCUCAAAUUUAUACUAUUGUUUAGAAAGAGAGAUUCUAUAUUUACCCUCGACUAUGCUUCCCAAUCAAGUUAUGAUUUCUCUUCAAAGUUUGCUUAUCACUCAAACAAA
Messenger RNA from Tigriopus californicus, 5548 nucleotides. It is a transcript of the gene Cadps, whose product is annotated as calcium-dependent secretion activator-like. Gene Ontology annotation, biological process: dense core granule exocytosis; synaptic vesicle exocytosis. Bases 553 to 4803 code for a protein of 1416 amino acids. The record is from RefSeq and is a predicted model, not a curated record. The transcript is spliced from 38 exons. Lineage: Eukaryota; Metazoa; Arthropoda; Copepoda; Harpacticoida; Harpacticidae.